Diachasma alloeum is the source of this 2578-nucleotide messenger RNA. It is a transcript of the gene DppIII, whose product is annotated as dipeptidyl peptidase 3. The transcript has 4 exons. The record is from RefSeq and is a predicted model, not a curated record. The coding region runs from base 91 to 2430 and encodes 779 amino acids. Gene Ontology annotation, cellular component: cytoplasm. NCBI's taxonomy places the organism in Eukaryota, Metazoa, Arthropoda, Insecta, Hymenoptera, Braconidae. Gene Ontology annotation, molecular function: metalloexopeptidase activity; dipeptidyl-peptidase activity. Gene Ontology annotation, biological process: proteolysis.
GUUUGGUGUGCAUAAACGUCAGGCUCUUCUUCAUAACCAAUAUCUGUGUACCACGUUGUCUGUUGUUUUAUCAUUGUUUCAUUCGUUGAGAUGAUUAAAAUCAUCAGUCGUCGAUUGUUCCUGCAAUCCUGUAGAUUCUGCACGUCAAAUUGUUUUUAUUCACUUGUUAAGUCUUCAAUUCCAAAGACAACAACAGUUUUUAGUCGUGAUUAUGUGAGAUUUGAUGGCGUUAACAGUCUCAAGAAAGGACAGUUUCCAAGAUCAUUCAGCACGAUGAGUGACAAUAUCUCCCUGUACACACUGCCCAAUACCCAGCCGAUAGUGACACUAGAGUGUGACAGCGCCUUCAAUGCACUGACGAACAACGAGAAGCUGUAUUCUCAUUAUCUGAGCAGAGCUGCCUGGACGGGGGGUCUGAUCGUCUUCGUGCAGACGUCCCCCGAGUCGCCCCUGAUUUUCGCUCUUCUGCAUAAGAUUUUCCUUGGGGAGACUAUUGAGGAGCUGAAAAAGACUGCUAUCGAGGCUGGAGUUAGUGAGGAUGAUUUCACUGCCUUCCUGGUGUACACCUGCGGCGUCCUCUCGAACGCGGGAAAUUACAAGUCCUUCGGUGACUCGAAGAUAGUCCCAAACCUCCCAAAAGAGAAGUUCCUCGAGAUAAUCAAGUCCUCCAAAGCCUACAGGGACAAUCCCCCAGUGCUCGAGAAGAUCUGGAACAAGUGCAGCGAGGGCAUCUACUCCCUUUCCGAAAAGGUGAAAUCCCUGGGUCUCGGUGACAAGGGGAUGACCACCUACUUCUCCGCGAACUGCGACGAUGCAGACGCAGCUCUGGUCAACGAGUUCAUGCAGGCCCACUCCCUCGAGAGCUACAACACGCGUUGCUUCAAGACGACCGAGGACUCCCUCACCGUCUACAACAUAAAGCUCGCUUCCCACCUGGAGGACGACGACCCAGCCCUCACGAUCCCCGAGAGCCUCUUCAAGGACGCCAAGUUCAAGGUGUCGAGGGGGGACUACAGCAAGCUCCUCCAGAAGACGAACGAGUGCCUCAAGAAGGCCAGGGAGCACGCAGCCAACGACACCGAGAAGCAGAUGAUCGAAAAAUACAUCAGCCACUUCAGAACGGGAUCCCUGAACGAUCACAAGGACGGCUCGCGCUUCUGGAUAAAGGACAAAGGUCCUGUGGUGGAAACGUACAUCGGCUUCAUCGAGACGUAUCGAGACCCAGCAGGUCAACGAGGGGAGUUCGAGGGUUUCGUAGCCAUGGUGAACAAGGAAAUGUCUAAAAAGUUCUCGAACCUAGUCGAGAAAGCCCAGGACUUCCUCCCACUGCUGCCCUGGGGCAAGGAUUUCGAGAAAGACGUCUUCCUGCGCCCGGACUUCACGUCCCUCGACGUCCUGACGUUCGCAGGGUCUGGGAUCCCAGCAGGGAUCAACAUCCCCAACUACGACGAGAUACGACAGAGCGAGGGCUUCAAGAACGUCUCCCUCGGGAACGUAAUCCCUGCGAACAUGAAGCAGGACGUCAUUCCAUUCUUGUCUGAGGAGGAUCGGGCUCUUCUGAAUCAGCACAGGAUCUCCUCGAUGGAGGUGCAGGUGGGGCUCCACGAGCUCCUGGGGCAUGGCAGUGGCAAGCUGCUGAGGAAGUCCUCGGAGGGCUUCAACUUCGACGAGAAGACACUGAAGAAUCCUCUGACGAACGAGUUGAUUGACAAGUAUUUCUUGGAGGGAGAGACUUAUGACUCGAAGUUUGGGGCCAUGGGGUCCUCGUACGAGGAGUGCAGGGCUGAGGCUGUGGGGUUGUACCUGUCCCUGGAGAAGGACAUCGUCAGGAUCUUUGGGCACGAGGGGAAGACAGCUGACGACGUUAUUUACGUUAAUUGGUUGGCGCUGCUGUGGAAUGGGUGUGCCAAGGCCCUUGAGAUGUACAGCCCAGAGAAGAAGAAGUGGCUGCAGGCCCAUUCCCAGGCGAGGUAUGUGCUCCUCAGGGUCUGCCUGGAGGCUGGGGAGGGGUUCGUGAAGGUCGAGGAGGUCGAGGAGGGGAAGAACCUGAGGUUCACGAUGGACAGGGAGAAGAUUAGAACUGUGGGAAAGGAGGCUGUUGGCAAGUUUCUGCAGAAACUGCAGGUUUACAAGAGCACUGGGGACUUUGAUGGCGCGAAGAGGAUGUAUGAGGAGUACUCUGAGGUGCCUGAGGGUGGGGAACAUCCCUGGGGACGGUGGAGGGAGAUUGUGCUGGCUCACAAGCAGCCCAGGAAGAUCUUCGUGCAGGCGAAUACUUUUGUCGAGGGUGGGGAGGUCAAGUUGAGGAACUAUGAGGCGAGUUUCGAAGGGUUCAUUCGGUCGUGGGUGGAGAGGUUCCCUGAGGCUGAUACUGCGGAGAUGAUGCUGGAACUCGCGGAGAAGGAUAGACCGUACUUCGAGAUGAAGUAGAGUUUUGGCGUUUGAGAGGAUUUCUGGGGAGUUUCGUUCAUUCAGUUCAUUAGGUUUUCUUUAGGAGAGAGGUGGGUGCUUCAAUGUACAUUUGUAUUUUUUGAUAAGCUUGAUGCGAGGAUGACUAAUAAAGAUAUUUUGCAACAUU